GAUAAACAUAUAAAUUAACACAUAUUAUAAAUAAACACAGAUUAAUAUGAAGUUGACCAUAAAUGAAGUGGUAUAAAGGAGGUUUUCCUCUGUGAAACAGUCUGAUUAAAACAUGAUGAUGAUGAUGAGGAGGAGCAGGAAGCCCAGUCCACUGGAGGAGGCCACACACUUCAGCCUUAAGAAGGAAGAUCAAGAUGGUCUGGAAGCUCAGUUUAUAAAUGAGUUUAAAGGGAGAGGUGUGUUUAGUUGUACUGACUUUGAUAAGGGAGAUUUCCUAUUGGAGUACAGAGGAGAUCUCAUAAGCAGAGAAGAAUGUGAGCGGAGGCGAAGAAUAUAUCAUGAUGCCCUCAAAGUGUUCAUGUAUGAAUUUCGAUUCAAUGGCAAAUUCCUUUGUGUUGAUGCAGCCCUGGAUGAUGGCUCCCUUGGGAGACUGGUGAAUGAUGACCAUAUAAAACCAAACUGCAGAAUGAAGACCAUCCGUGUGGAUGGUAACUCUCAUCUUUGUUUAUUUGCCAUAAGAAGCAUCUGUCCUGGUGAAGAGAUCACAUACAAUUACGGCGAUUCUGAGUGGCCAUGGCGAUGCAAGAUGACAUCGUCUAAGAAUUCACCACCUCCAGAACAAAAAGAUACAGCAGAUAAAAAGGCAUCCAAAAAGUGCCCGAUAAGCGAGUUGCCAUCAGACAGUGCUGCCUGUGAAGAACUGACCGUAGUAACAGAUGAGGUUACCCUUGGUAUGGCCCAAUUGUCCUCAGAGAAGCAGAAUUAUAUUGAGAAGAACGGUGGGGAGAAGGUUUAUCCUGUCAAAGAGUCGUUGGUUAAAGAGGAGCUGAGCUUUUACUUAUUAACACAAGGACUUGAACAGAUGACAUCAUUUAAGAAUUCACCGACACCAGAACAACAGGAUACAUCAGAUAAAAAGGCAUCCAAGAAGUUGAUGUGAGAUUGUGACAGUGUGAAGCCAGUGGACCUGAUGCUGAAGAUAACGUUGCUGCUGGUGCCUCUAAUCAUGUAUUCAGAAGAUGCCCACUGAAACACCUCCUGAAGUUUCUCAAGGUACCUGAGAUUUUACAUUGGAAUAUAGCCAGCAAUGUAAGUACAUGAACCUCCCACAAAAUUCAGGCUUAAUAAAGUAAGUAUUCUUAUGUACAGGUAAUGAGUCCAGGACAAAGAUUGGGAACCCAUGAAUAAGUUGAAGAGUGUGUUGGUCCAAUGCUGAGAUUUUUUUACAACUGUGAUGACACUUUUGAAAGCACAUAUAACUAAAGGGAAACUCGGCACUUUGUCUGAAUGCCAGCAGUGUUAGACUUUGUAAGAAAUGGAGGUCUUUGCUUGAAAAGGAAAGCCCAAAAUAAGUGAUACACAAGCAAGUACGUUAUUUCUUUGAGAUUUUUUUGUCCACUUAUUUUGUUUUUCAUUUACAUAUGCAGCAGAUUGUUUUUAAAUUCUACAGUUGUUCUUAAAUUCUGCUUUAACAUUUUAUUUUGAAUAACUGGUUUAGGUUUCAUCUUAUGUUUUAUUGAUUAUAUAUAUAGCUAUGCCUUAUUUUAUUUAGGUUGUUUUGAAUGGUUCAAUGGAUUAAGAUGCCUAUGAAAGUACAUAGUUGUACAUGAUGGAUGUCUGUUUCUUCACUUGGCAUGCUUGAACUAAAAAAAAGUUUUUCAAUAUUAUUAUUUCAAUAUUAUAAUAAAAAUUUAAUAUAAUAGUACUUGUGUUUAUCCUGGCAAUGCACUGUUGUCAAUUUUGUGUGUUGCAUUUGGAUAUGUUCCAAUAAAACACAUUUGUCCCUGUAGUACUGUAAGAUCUUUUAUUGUGUGUUGUAUUUGCAAAACGGUUCUUUCAAAUCACCUUGGUCCUGGCAGUGCACAGUAUUGUCAUGUUUGUGUGUUGUUUACUAUAAUGUGCCAGUAAAACACAUUUGUUCCUAUAAACCAGCAAAUUUACUUUUUCUGUGUGUUGUAAACUGCAUGGCGUCAUAAAUCAGUAGGACCUAGUAAACCCCAAUUUUCACAGGGGCGGGUACUUUUAGGAGUGGGCGGGGAAGUCCUUAUGUACCACUUAAAUAUCAUGUUAUCAUAUUUUGAGUUCUGUUGUGUGUAUAGGAAAUCCUGAGUGAGAUUCUUUUUCUGCAGAACAAAAGAAAUUUUUUGAUAGUAUUCUCAUCUCUGUAAAGCAUUGGGAAA
Messenger RNA from Clarias gariepinus (North African catfish), 2180 nucleotides. Its product is annotated as histone-lysine N-methyltransferase set-1-like. Gene Ontology annotation, molecular function: protein binding. The transcript has 10 exons. The record is from RefSeq and is a predicted model, not a curated record. Bases 113 to 940 code for a protein of 275 amino acids. Lineage: Eukaryota; Metazoa; Chordata; Actinopteri; Siluriformes; Clariidae.